Messenger RNA from Indicator indicator, 1217 nucleotides. It is a transcript of the gene FSTL1, whose product is annotated as follistatin like 1. The coding region runs from base 1 to 1194 and encodes 397 amino acids. Gene Ontology annotation, biological process: regulation of BMP signaling pathway; cell differentiation; multicellular organism development. The record is from RefSeq and is a predicted model, not a curated record. Gene Ontology annotation, molecular function: calcium ion binding; protein binding. The transcript is spliced from 11 exons. NCBI's taxonomy places the organism in Eukaryota, Metazoa, Chordata, Aves, Piciformes, Indicatoridae.
AUGCUUCUAGCCGGGCUGUGCGAGCAGCUGUGCCCUUCUAUGGCUGCCCGACUCCCCCCGUCCGUGUACCCCGUAGUGCAGGACUCGGAGGGUCUCUCCGAACCCAAUUUCAUCCCGCCCGGGCCAACGAGCCGACAGGUUCCCCUGGACACCCCUCUCCCUCCACCCGCCUUCAGAUGCCGCCGAGGUCCCCGGCGCGAUUACCGCGAGGCCCGGCGGCAGGAGCGACAGGGGCACGGCCGAGGGGCGAUCUGGAAAACUCUCCCGCUGCUUUGCGCCCUCAUGGCCGUCGCCCGCCUGCGGGCCGAGGAGGAACCAAGGAGCAAAUCCAAGAUCUGUGCUAAUGUUUUCUGUGGAGCUGGGCGGGAGUGUGCAAUGACUGAGAAGGGAGAGCCAACCUGCCUCUGCAUUGAGAAAUGCAAACCUCACAAGAGGCCUGUGUGUGGUAGCAAUGGCAAGACAUACCUGAACCACUGUGAGUUGCACCGUGAUGCCUGCCUCACUGGCUCCAAGAUCCAGGUGGAUUAUGAUGGCCACUGUAAAGAAAAGAAGUCUGAGAAUCCAGCUGCAAGUCCAGUGGUCUGCUACCAGUCAGACAGGGAUGAGCUUCGUCGCCGAGUCAUCCAGUGGCUGGAAGCUGAGAUCAUUCCAGAUGGAUGGUUCUCCAAAGGCAGCAACUACAGUGAAGUCCUGGACAAGUAUUUCAAGAGCUUUGAUGAUGGCGAUUCUCGCUUGGAUUCCACUGAAUUCCUGAAGUUCGUGGAGCAGAAUGAGACUGCUGUCAACAUCACCACCUACAUGGACCAGGAGACCAACAAGCUGCUCAGGGGACUCUGUGUAGAUGCCCUCAUCGAGCUGUCAGAUGAAAAUGCGGACUGGAAGCUCAGCUUCAAUGAAUUUCUCAAGUGCCUCAGUCCAUCCUUCAACCCACCAGAGAAAAAGUGUGCCCUGGAAGAUGAAAACUAUGAGGAUGGAGCAGAGACCCAGGUGGAGUGCAACCGCUGCGUCUGUGCCUGUGGGAACUGGGUGUGCACUGCAAUGACAUGCGAGGGGAAGAAUGAGAAGAUGCCUGCUCAGAGACAGCAACCUAAUCAAGAUCUGACUGAGGAGGAGCUGGCUAGAUAUGUUCAGGAACUGCAGAAGCAUCAGGAGACAGCUGAGAAGACCAAGAGAAUGAGCACCAAGGAAAUGUGAGGGGCCUCCACACUGGAGGAGCC